AUGCCGUGGCAGGCCAAAGCCGCCGCCAAAAGAGCGAGCGUGCUUGCAAAGAUCCCCCCAGAAUGGCGGUUGAGCGAGGCUGACCUGGAUCGCGCCUCGAAGCAGAGAGAUCUAACCGGCGCCUUCAUCGAGCAAUUUCUCACCGUCGAGGAGAUCGCGAUCAUCAGCCAAGCCAGCGUCUCCCUUGUGGCGCAGAUACGCGAAGGAAAGUACAGCGCAGUGCAAGUCACGCGUGCAUUCUGCAAGACGGCAGCAAUCGCGCAUCAGAUCGUAAGCGAAUUUGACAGCAGCACCUCCAUUCUCAGAGCUGACGACUGGCAGAACCCCUGUCUGCACGAGAUCUUCUUUGACCAGGCACUCGACCGGGCAAAGGAGCUGGACGAGUAUUUCGCUACUCACGGCACGACGACGGGCCCCCUUCACGGCCUCCCGAUCAGUUUGAAGGACCAGUUCCAUGUCAAGGGCAAUGACACGACCAUGGGAUACGUCGGCUGGAUCGGCACAUACGAAGGACGUCAGGACCCAAGCUUGGUGCACAACGUGAACAGCCAGGUUGUCUCCGAGCUCCUGGGACUGGGUGCCGUUUUGUAUUGCAAGACGAGUCUUGCUCAGACGCUGCUGAUUGGCGAGACGGCGAACAAUAUAAUCGGACAAACGUUGAAUCCUUUCAAUCGGAAUCUGUCCUGUGGCGGUUCUUCCGGAGGUGAAGGCGCGUUGCAAGCGUUGAGAGGUAGCUCUGUAGGCGUAGGCACCGAUAUAGGUAUGGCGUCCCUUCUUGUCUAUAUUUUACGUCACUGCUUAGACAUCUUUCAAGGCGGCUCUAUUCGUAUACCGGCAGCGUUCUGUGGAGUAUUCGGCAUCAAGCCCUCGCGUAACCGCUUCUCGUACAGGGAUGUAGCGAACGUGAUACCAGGACAAACGACCUACGCGUCUUCUGUCGGUUUCUUGGGCACGACCAUUGACGCUCUGCGCUUGAUUAUGACUGCGGUCCUGUCGACACAGCCCUGGCACCGCGAUCCAAGCGUUGUCCCGCUUCCCUGGCGGCAGGACAUUGUGGAUGCCACGCUGGUAGUCGAAUGGACGCCUCCGUCUCACAUAACAGGGAAAAAGGUGAAUCUUGGCUUCUUGACCGCGGACGGCGGGCACGACAUUCACAACCAGCUCCGUCUUUCUGAAGAACCGCUGAUCCCGCAGCAGCGCGAGGUCUUGCAGCUGACGGACCCCAUCUCGCUUCUGGAAUACCACGCCCUGACCGUCGAAGGGAGGGAUUACGAGGCGGCUUACUUGGAUUAUUGGAACGCUACGGCCGACGAAGAUGGUCUGCAACCUGUGCCCUCCUUAGGCGUCUGUCAAACCGUCGACGCGGUGAUCAUGCCCGUUGCGCCGCACGCGGCCGUGAUUCCGGGAAAGUACUACCACACGGGCUACACCGGAGCAAUCAAUGUCCUAGACUACAGCAGCGUCGUGAUCCCCGUCACCAAAGCCGACAAGCACCUCGACCAACGAGACAAGGACUUUGAGCCGGUGAAUGAGCUCGAUGCGCUGAACUGGCAGGCUUAUGACCCGGACAUCUACGACGGCGCGCCUAUCGGAAUCCAGAUCGUGGCUAGGAAGUACGAGGAGGAAAAGGUGUGGGCAGUAGGGCGGAUUGUGGACGCGAUCCUGCGGACGGCUGGCAUCGAUGUGAAUACUGGUAGUAAUACUACGGGUCAAUGUGCAGGAGGAUGGGGGAGUAAACUCUGA
Molecule: messenger RNA, 1743 nt
Organism: Rasamsonia emersonii CBS 393.64
Lineage: Eukaryota; Fungi; Ascomycota; Eurotiomycetes; Eurotiales; Trichocomaceae
Exons: 10
Coding region: 1-1743 (580 amino acids)
Source: RefSeq, a predicted model, not a curated record